UGGUCAUCCUGUUAUGUUUACGCCCCUAAGUUAUGCAAGUUUGAAAUAACAACCCUUAAAUUAUCACAUGCGAGGAGAAAGCCGAGCAAGUAACAUGCUAUCAGAGGCCCUCCAAAUUUCACUACUUCUUGCAGUCUUGCUCAGUUGCCAUGUGCACUUUUCUGGAUCACUGUCAGGUUUGGCAUAUGCUUCAAAUCCAGUUCCUCCAGUGUACAGUGAUUCCAAAUCAAUUCAGGCUGUGUGUAGAAUGCACCCUAACACUCGAAUAGCACUUGGCUUGCCUCGUGUAUAUGGUCAAAUUUUUUUCAAACAGUCAGGACCAAAAGAAAAGCUGAGGGUGACUUUCAGACUGUAUGGCCUUCCUGACCAAAGUAAGCAGCCCAGAGCAGUGCACAUUCAUGAAUAUGGAGACUUGAGUAAAGGUUGUGAAUCUACAGGUGUGCAUUACAAUCCCCUCGGAAUGAACCAUCCACAACAUCCAGGUGAUUUUGGGAACUUUGUGCCCAAUAAUGGGAAGAUUCGACAAUCACUGGAUGCUGAUGCAACACUCUUUGGGAAGCUCUCAGUACUUGGCCGAUCUGUUGUGAUUCAUGAGGGAGAGGAUGAUUUGGGAAGAGGUGGCAAUGCAGAAAGCCAGCAGAAUGGCAACGCUGGACGGCGACUGGCAUGCUGUGUUAUUGGGCUGGGCAACCCCAGAAAUUAAUACAUACUACAAAUGAAAAAACAUUACAAUAUUUUCUUUUUAUAUAUAUAUAUAUAUAUAAAAAUAUUUCAAGCUGAAUAACUGCUCUACAUUGUUUAGAAUUAGUGUUGCAGUAGAAUUGUAGUUUUAUUACUCAAAAUGUAUGUUCUUUAAUAAAUCUGGGUCAUUGACAAAUAAGGAAAGGUGAUAAAACACAUUAUCAAGUUUAUAAAAAGUAUGCAUAUUAAAAAAAGCCAAAGUUUUCUUAGGCUUACUCUAUUUAACCUGAACAAAAUGUGCCUUUUCAUUACAAUGUCCAAAUAUCUGAUCAUUUUCAAAAAUGUCACACACAGAGUGUCUAUGGUUCCUCUCUAUUUUAUGUGUUGUUGUUUUUUUGUCACAUGACAAAAUACAAAAUACAAUUAUUAUUUAUUACUUAUUUUUAAACACAAUUCACAAUCAUAUUUGAUCUAAUUACACAAUGAUGACUCAUAGACAUUAUAGACAUUACAGUUUUAUCUUUUGUUAAUGCCUGAUCUUCUGUAAAGCUUCUUUGAAACGAUGUAUGUUGUGAAAGGCGCUGUACAAAUAAAAAUGAUUUGACUUGACUUGA
Xyrauchen texanus (razorback sucker) is the source of this 1295-nucleotide messenger RNA. RefSeq names its product superoxide dismutase 3, extracellular b (gene sod3b). Gene Ontology annotation, biological process: removal of superoxide radicals. Lineage: Eukaryota; Metazoa; Chordata; Actinopteri; Cypriniformes; Catostomidae. Bases 68 to 703 code for a protein of 211 amino acids. The transcript is spliced from 2 exons. The record is from RefSeq and is a predicted model, not a curated record. Gene Ontology annotation, molecular function: superoxide dismutase activity; copper ion binding.